Molecule: messenger RNA, 1155 nt
Organism: Paramecium tetraurelia
Lineage: Eukaryota; Ciliophora; Oligohymenophorea; Peniculida; Parameciidae
Exons: 6
Biological process (GO): ubiquitin-dependent protein catabolic process; protein ubiquitination
Cellular component (GO): cullin-RING ubiquitin ligase complex
Molecular function (GO): ubiquitin protein ligase binding
Source: RefSeq, a predicted model, not a curated record
AUGCAAAAUGAUGUUAAGCUUAUUUCAGCCUAUGAAACUGCAUUCACAACAGCAUUUAAUGAAAUUCAGGAUUCACACUAAUAUCUAGCAAUUUAUGCUGAUGUAUCGAUAAGAAGCGAAAAAGGGGUGAAUGAAAUUGAGACUGAUAAGAAAUUGAAUAAGAUCUUUUCUCUAUUUUAACUGCUUUAUUCAAGAGAUAAAUUUUUUUAACAACAUCAAAGGUUAUUAUCAAGCAGAUUGUUAAAUCAAUAGACACAGAAUAUAAAUUUAGAAAAAAAUUUAUUAUAAAAGUUCAAGGGAGAAACCUAAACAAAUGUUCUAUCUUAAUUAUAGAAGAUGGUGAAUGAUAUUUAAUAAUCCUAUAGAUUCGCUACUGAUUAGAUGAUCCAUAAAAAUCAAAAAUUUGAUUUGACAGUAUAUCUCUUAUCUUAAGGCUGUUGGCCGAUUAAUAAUAUCUAAGAAUAAAUUAUUGCUCCUUAAGAGAUGCUAAGUUCUUUAAAUCUCUACGAACAGAUUUACUUAAUAAAAAAUAACGGAAGAAUUUUAUUAUGGACCUACAACUUAGGAUAGGGGGAAUUAAAUUAUAAAAUAUAGAAUGAUAAAUAUUAUAUUACUGCGACAACCUUCUAAAUGAUUACAUUUUUCCUAUUCAAUAAAGAGAAUGAAUUAACAAUUCAACAAAUCUAAGAAAGAACAUAAAUAAAAAUUAUUGAUUUGGAAAACUCCCUUAUCCCCUUCAUUUGUUUAAAAGUUCUAUCAAGACAAAAAGAAGAUCUGGAUGAAUUUUCAGAUAAAAAUGAAGUCAUUAAAUUGAAUCUUAACUAUAAUAAUAAAUAAAAAAAAUUAAGAGUAUUACCAAAUCCUAAAAUGCAACCUAAACGCCAGAGAAAAGUAGGAGAAUUAACUCAGGAGGAAAGAGAAUAUGAAGAAUAACUGAUUAAAUAGAGAGAAUUAGUUGUUGAUUCUUAGCUUGUUAGAACUAUGAAAAGCAAAAAAUCUGUUACACAUUCUGAUUUAAUAGCUCAAUGUGCACAAAUGAUUACAAUAUUCAAGCCAGAUAUUAAGUUCGUAAAAAAAAGAAUUGAAAAUCUUAUUGAUAGAGAGUAUAUCAAAAGGGACGAAAGAGAUUGUAACUUAUAUCAUUAUUUAAAUUGA